Molecule: messenger RNA, 1996 nt
Organism: Ctenopharyngodon idella (grass carp)
Lineage: Eukaryota; Metazoa; Chordata; Actinopteri; Cypriniformes; Xenocyprididae
Exons: 11
Coding region: 171-1733 (520 amino acids)
Biological process (GO): cell-matrix adhesion
Source: RefSeq, a predicted model, not a curated record
UCUUUUCAAGUUGUUUUGGUCUCUGGUGGCUCUCUGUCUUUUGUCAUGAUGAACUAUGGAAAUAUCUCCUCUGCUGAUCAAUGGUUUCAGGUUUGAAAGAAUUAGAACCGUAUCUCUGAACUCUGACACUUAAAUAACAUUAGAGAACUUUGCACCGCAAAGCUUUUUUAAUGAUGAUGGUUUUUUUUUUUUUCACUCAGGCUGGCUAUAACACAAUAGACUCAACAAAUAAUUUUUCAAUCCCUGUGCCUGAUGAAAAUACGCUGUCCAACUCCAGCAAUGUCAAUGUCCCGGGACGCUGGGUAUUCCGCGUUGAUGGUGGACCUGAAGAGGGAAUUUUUUACCCAUAUGGAGAUGAGGAUAUAAAGAAUCCUGCAGAGGAUUUUGGAAGUUCUCCACUGAUCACCCUGGAGCAGCCAUUUGUCUACUUUGGGCUUGUUUAUAAUCAACUAUAUGUGAAUAACAAGGGGUACUUGACUUUUGAAGGACCUUUUCACCAGUGGUAUCCCGAUAAUUUUCCUGCAUACUCGACUAGAGACAUCAUCGCUCCACUGUGGACAGACAUUGACAUUACACACAAAGGAAUCAUCUCUUACCGACAAGUAACAGAUGGUCAUCUCUUGAAUCGGGCCUCUAGAGACAUAAACCAAUAUUACCCCAACUUGAACUUCUCUGCCUCGUGGGCUUUCAUUGUAACAUGGGAUAGAGUACCGUACUAUGGAUACAGGUGGACAGAGUCGACCUUUCAAGUGGUUUUGGUGUCUGGCAAAAACAUGUCAUUCACACUCAUGCACUUUGGUAAUAUUGCCCCAGCCAUACAUCCUGUUAUGUCUGGAUAUGACACAAGUGAUUCAACUGAUUUCUUUACAAUUCCCGUCUCUGACACCACAAACCUGUCAUACACAAGCAAUGUCAACGUCAUGGGUCGAUGGAUAUUUCGAACUGACACUGCAUCAGAACACAAUGGACUGUUCUAUCCAUUUAGGAAUGGGCACAAACUUCAACAGUAUUAUGGAUUUGGAUUUUUUGGAUUUCCCAUCAGUCUCUAUUUGCAGACACCAUUUACUUACUUCGGGAUCACAUACAACUAUAUUUAUGUUUACAAAAAUGGAUUUCUUACCUUCAAAUGGCCAUUGUUUCCAUCAAGUCCACAAACUCUUCCAGCUUACACAAAUAGAAACAUUGUUGCUCCACUAUGGACAGAUAUUGACAACAGUGACUUUUACUUCCAAGAAUUCAGUGGCGUCCGAGUACUACAACAAGCUACAAAUGAUAUACGUCAAUAUUUUCCUCAAACAAAUUUCACUGCCGACUCAGUUUUUGUUUGUACUUGGGAUAAUGUGAGAUAUUAUAACACUUCAGCAGAGAAUUCCUCUUUUCAAGUACUGCUGAUCUCAGGAUCUGGUUUGUCAUUUAUUGUAUUUAAUUAUGGCAGUAUUCCACAAACUGAGCAUACUGCAGUGGCUGGAUAUGACACUGUUGAUUCGACCAGCUAUUAUACAAUUCCUGUGUCUAACAUCGCUAAUCUGACCCACUCCACGAAUGUUAAUGUUAUGGGCCGUUGGGCUUUUCGUGUUGACACUUUGCCAACAAAACUUGGUUUGUUUUAUCCAGCUGGCUCUUCGGUCUCUCAGAAUCUCUGUCAAAGUAAUGCAAGCUCACCAGCUCGUGAACUUGCAGUAUCCUUUCUUGUACUUUGGACGCAAAUACCAGAACAUAUAUGUCAACAAUAAUGGACAUUUGACUUUUGAUGGACCAUUUUAUGAAAGACUGCCCAAGGCUUUCCCUGCCAACUCUACUAGAGACAUUAUAGCUCCACUCUGGGCAAUGUUUGACUGUAGUGUCAGUGGAAGAAUCUCCUACCGGUUAGUAACUCAGGGCCGUAUUCUGGACCAGGCGAGAAAUGAUGUCCAACAGUAUUUCCCUCAGUUUGGGUUCUCAGUACAUACAGUCCUCAUUGCUACUUGGGAUAGAGUGCCCUACGUGCAACAGCUCU